Molecule: messenger RNA, 597 nt
Organism: Auxenochlorella protothecoides
Lineage: Eukaryota; Viridiplantae; Chlorophyta; Trebouxiophyceae; Chlorellales; Chlorellaceae
Exons: 3
Coding region: 1-597 (198 amino acids)
Source: RefSeq, a predicted model, not a curated record
AUGAAAAGCAAUUCCCACUUGAUGCCUCGGUUGCACUGUCCCACCAACAACAUCAAGAUCUGGUGGGCUCCUCCAUCCAUGUUGCAGGACUUUUCUUCUGAGGCUCUCAGCAUCGUUGGGAUGGCGAAUGAUGCGUUGGAGCUUGUGAAGGCGUUGAAGCUGAGCACCAAGCCCAAUGUGUUGAGCAUCUCCAUGGGAUCCUGCGUUGCCCUGGCAGCCGCCGUGCUGCAUGGCUCCUCCUUCGCCAGCUUUGUCAUGAUUGCAGCAAGUGCUGGCAGCCCCAGCUCCCCAGCGGCCACCGCCUGGGCGCAGUCUGUGCUCCUGGACCCAGAGGCAAGGCCCAUGGAUCAGCUGGCCAUCAACUAUCCUCUGGAAUACUCAAGGGCUGCCAAGGCGGCAUGUGACGGGUACUUUCAUUCGGCACCCCUGGGACCUGGACCCUACAACUUCACCACUGGCUCGCGACAUUCCUACGCCCUGGUUGAAUAUGUGAGGCCGGGGAUGGAUGACAGUAAGAAAGUAGGAGUAUAUUGCAUGGACAGGCUGGAAGUGAGCAUACUUGGAGACCUGAUCCAUUGUCAAGGAUUGGGUGGUUAG